Molecule: messenger RNA, 438 nt
Organism: Miscanthus lutarioriparius
Lineage: Eukaryota; Viridiplantae; Streptophyta; Magnoliopsida; Poales; Poaceae
Source: the annotation of a GenBank genome assembly
AUGGGGAAUGCGAAGCUGAUGCCCUUGACAGAGCUUCCAGAAAAGAAAUGCAAGCGAUGUGGUUUGUAUGAGGAGGACACAUUUAAACCUGAUGGUGUCUUUGAUGAAUGGGAGAUGUGUUCGAGUGAUUUCAAGGGUGGAAAAUACACCCGGUUUAAGGAAGGCCAGUUCAAUGCAACAUUCCUAUGUCCAAACUGCACUGCCUCAACUGGACAUGGAAACAGUGAACCUAGCGAAGAUUUGGAAACUAAGAAGACAUCUGUUGCUGCCAUCGUAAUAGUUAGUGUUCUUGCUUCAGUCCUUGUCAUCAUUGCCUUGUUCGGGGGCUACAAGUACUGGCAGAAGAAGAAGAGGGAGCGAGACCAGGCACGAUUCCUCAAGCUCUUUGAAGAGGGAGAUGACCUUGAAGAUGAACUGGGCCUUAGCAAUGAACUCUAA